This is a messenger RNA of Drosophila bipectinata, 634 nucleotides long. It is a transcript of the gene Obp69a, whose product is annotated as Odorant-binding protein 69a. Gene Ontology annotation, biological process: sensory perception of smell. NCBI's taxonomy places the organism in Eukaryota, Metazoa, Arthropoda, Insecta, Diptera, Drosophilidae. Gene Ontology annotation, molecular function: odorant binding. The record is from RefSeq and is a predicted model, not a curated record.
AUGGCUACCAGAAACUUGAGUCUACUGAUUGCACUUCUUGUCGUUUGGGAUUCUGUUUCCAUCAGCCAGUCUGCGCUUCAGAUUAGUCCUGCGAUUUUAAAACAAGUCAGAAAACUGCAUGCAAGAUGUGUUAAUCAGACUGGAGCAGACGAUGUAAUGCUGCAUCAGGCUCAAAAGGACAGAGUUAUGCUGCACGAUCCGGCCUUUAAGUGCUUCUUACACUGCAUGUUUGACAUGUUUGGACUGAUGGACUCUCAAAACGUUAUGCAUAUAGAGUCCUUAAACGAAGUCUUGCCGGAGGAAUAUCAUGAUAAAAUAAACGAACUAGUCGGAAAAUGUGGCACUAAACAGGGCAAAGAUGGCUGUGAAAUCGCCUAUGAAACUGUAAAAUGUUAUCUGGAGGUGAACAGACCAUUUAUAAUGGACGAGAUAAUUGCCAUGAUUGGAUAGCAAUAGCUUCUACGUACCUGAACACAUCCCGAUCCACGAUCCCUAGAAGCAAAAAGCAGCGCAGGAUUCUCAGAGACUCGAUCUGAACGCGAACCAUCCGGGCCUGUCAAAGAGAUUCAGUUUAACGGAAUUCCCAAUUGUGACAAAAAUAUAAUAAAACCUUGGUAUCCUGAAGGAACAAAUA